Messenger RNA from Mobula hypostoma (lesser devil ray), 4078 nucleotides. RefSeq names its product E3 ubiquitin ligase TRAF3IP2-like. The coding region runs from base 368 to 1603 and encodes 411 amino acids. The transcript has 9 exons. Gene Ontology annotation, biological process: humoral immune response; positive regulation of canonical NF-kappaB signal transduction. Lineage: Eukaryota; Metazoa; Chordata; Chondrichthyes; Myliobatiformes; Myliobatidae. The record is from RefSeq and is a predicted model, not a curated record.
UUGCUAUCACGUGAAAUUCUGGAAACCGAGCGGAAGUAGUUUUCCGGCUAGUGGCCGUCGUUUAGUUGCUGGCUGAAAAUAUAGUGGGACUGUGCCUUGUAUUGCAACAAAACAAAAGAAGAGUUGGAAUGAAAAUAAGUUUGAAUCCAGAGGAUCGUGUUCACUAACAGAAGUGCACGGAAGACGCGGCGACGGGAGCGAGCGGCCCGGGUUUGUUAACUGACAGCAGGCAAUUUGACCCGGCCCAAUCGGAGCGACCAGGUAACAGCGGAGACGUGAUCGAUCGUGCGAGCGCGGAGUGGCGCGAUCGAAUCUGGAAGAGGAAAGUCACCGGAGCUUUGGACAGCUUCUGGGCCAAUCUGUGGACAUGAGUAGUACCGUGAGGAUAUUAAGUUACCCACAAUCUUCUCAAGAACAUACCUCACAGAACGGACCAGAGGAAAAUGAUGAAACGGACUGCGAGAGUUCUCUUUCGACAUCACAGAUCCCAUCAUGUGACGUUUACAGGCCAGUGCCAGGGAAUUGGUGCUCCACUGAUCAUUUCAGACAACUCUCUCCGUCUCCAACAUGUUCUGAUGCCUUAUCUAAAGGUGCUGACAGUACUUGUGGUGACGCUCCAUUUUAUCAUAUGAAUAACUAUAGCAGUUCUCCUUCAAGACAUGGUCAACAUUGGCACAGUCCUUCUGCCACCAGGUCAAUGGGAUGUGAUAGUUUUGUAUCUGGUGACAACUUGAUGCAGAGUGCUGACAUGACUUAUUCACUGCAGAAUGGGAGCGUACCAUUAUCAACGGUUGCAUCACAUGGCACGCUUGGACUACAGCACCUUGAACCAGGGCUUCCCUUGCUGUCUUAUCAAGUUCGACCACGCAGUCCUUUCUCGCAUCAGAGCCCUUGCCAACCUGGCGUUUCUGUGUAUGUUCCUGAACCACGUUGUUUUCCUUUCGUACCACCCAGAAGAGUAGACCACAGCCCUUUUGGGACACCAGGUUUCAUACCUCCAAAUGGUCCUGCAAAUUUUUCUUUACAGAGGCCACUUGCUCCCACAGAUCCAGUAAAUACAAAUACGCCAGUCAGCGUGCCACUUCCCCGUGAACAGAGAAAAGUCUUUGUGACAUAUGCAACAGAUAAUGACAAGCACGUUGGAGAAGUCAUCAGUUUCGUUGCUUUACUGAUCAGGAAUGGAUUUGAAACUCAGAUUGAUAUAUUUGAACAGCAAUUCAGAAGUAUAAACAAAAUUGACUGGAUGGAAAGAUACAUAAAUGAUAAAGACUACCUGAUCAUUAUCAUCAUUAGCCCUAAAUACUAUGAGGCAGUUACAUCUCAAAACUUUGACAUCAAAAAUGAUGAACAUUCUUUGAAUUCUGUCUUUAUUUAUAAACAGCUGCAAAAUGAAUUCAUUCAGAAUGGAAGCAGGAAUUUCAGAUUUGUUCCCAUUAUUUUUCCAGGUGCUUGCAUGAAACAUGUUCCUUCAUGGCUUCAAAAUACGCAUGUCUACAACUGGCCGAUGCAGCGUCAAGAUAUCCUACGACGAUUAAUGCGUUUGGAAAAGUACAACCCACCUCCAGUUGGUGAACUACCCACCAUUAUACAGAAAUCUAUUUAAUGCAUUUGGAAUUUGUUGCUAUAAAUGUCAUAACAAAUGCAUGAGCUAGUUAAGUCCCAUACAUUCUCUUGGUGAUUUGUAAGUACUGGGGCAAAGAUCAGCCAAUUCACUAGAGGUCUGGAAACCCUGAUUUGCUGAGUUACUCACUUCAGAAUAUUUUGGAAUCUUUUAAGAUUUGCUACACUUUGACAUGGAUAUACAUUUGAUAUGAACAUAACUAACCUCUGAGAUGAGGCGGAUGGGAAAACAAGAAGAAAUGUUCAAACAUUAAUCUGACUUUGUAUUUGGAAGGUUACUUUCCACUUUGAGGCUUCUUUUCGCAGCCACAUUCAGUGAUGGGAGUGUUGGGUUAAAGAUUACUCUGAUCAAUAAAUGGCUGAGGUAAUACUAUGUAAACAAGAUUGGAGCAGUUGAUUAACUUAACUAAGUUUGCACAAAAGAGCAGUGUGUUUUAAUCUGAUAAGAGUGUAUUUGGCGUUGACAUCUGAGAAUGGAAAUUGGCAAAUGCUUGUUCCCAUAUAUAAACAAUUGCUUGCAAUAAUGGGCAGUAAAAUGAUUUUGAGCUUUCUAAUAUUCCCAAUGUCAGCUCAAUUAUAGUGUGAUUAUUGCCUUUUGUGAAACAUUGGAGCAGAACAGCACAGUGAAAUCUGCGAUUCUACUAAAAUCACUUGCUGUUUCAUUUGCAUAGGUGAUUUUUUUUUGUUUUAGAAAAAGCUGCAGAACCUUCUAAAAUUGGGGCUGAAUUAAAACAUAGCAAAUCUUUUACCUGGAAAAUGAUAUGAGAGGUUUAUUUUUAAAUAUAACUACUAAAUAAUUUCCAAAUGUGCCCAAAUUAUUCCCAUGCUUUAAUUUGUUUUGUAUUUUGUUCAUAAAACCAUCCUCUAUUUUGUUUUUAAUACAGAAUUUUCACUUAUCUACAAGGUUACAAUAAUAUGACAUGAGGUUUAAAUCCACAUAAAAUACAAGUCUCAUUUCUAGUGAAUAUGUCCACAUUUUAUUUUAAAUUUGGAUGUUCAUCAAAGUCUAGGUUGGCCAAAGAGCCUGUUUCUGUGCUGUUGUGUUCUAUGAAUUUGGCAAGGCUAAUAUCGUCCAUUUCUAAAUGUUCUCGAGGUAGUGGUGAUGAAAGACUACAAUGCUUCUGGUGAAGAUGUUGGGUGGGUGUAGUGAAGAUGAAGAACUUUGGCAGUGUGGUCUUUGUAAAUUGCAUCAAGGCUGCCACCUUGUCCGAGUAGACGUGACAUACUUUGUAUAGUAAUGAACAAUAAUGACCAGCAUCACUUCCAUAGUUAAGAAUGAUUCGGGUUGAAAUGGUGAAUGCGGACACAAUAAUUUAUUUUGCAGUGGCAAUGCCAGCACAGUAACUCAUCUCAUGUCUUGUGGAGCAUAAAAUGUUUUGAAUUCUGUUCUCUUGACUUAGUUAGUGGUAUUUCCUUGAGUGUUUGUUUUCUUAUUGAACAAGAACAGCUUUAAGUUUUAUGUGAAGACUAAGUGUUGCUGAACAAUCCACAAGGACUCGGAAACUAACUUUUCAUGUGAAGUUUGAGGAACCAGGAGGAUUUUGUUUAUUGUUCCAUCAUGUUCCAGCAUAACUUGUGUUCCUGGAGUUGAGGAAGGCACAGUGACCAUCUGCAGCAAUAGAUUAUAAAUACAGAAACUGUGUAUGAAGGCAUUUAAAUUUGAUCAUAUUUGGAGAGAGAGAAAAAGACACAUUGUGCUCAAAUGUGCAUGUCUUUAACAUGAUUACUUGAUUAUUGCAGAGAGGAAAGCAGUGGAUAUGCCCUGCAUGGCCACUUUACAUAUCUCUGAUGUACAGGAACAAAUUGUUAAGAGUAUAGCCAUAUAAAAUCUAUUGACUGAGUUGUCUUUGAACUCUGGUGCAUUAAACAUAAAACAAAACAACAUAAUGUUUGUUUAGUUGCUAUUAAUGGUUUUGAGAUUGUUUUGUGUUUCUCCUGACCAGAUGAUAGUUGGUAAAAAUAUAAUGUAAUUAUGAUGGUGCCAUGUAUUAUUAUGGUGUGUUCUCACUUAAGUAUAAAAUUGGGAAGAGAGACAUGAAGCUGAAUUUGGAAAGUAGCUGGUAACCCAGCCUAAGAUUGCAUUAUCUACAUACAGCAAGAUUGAUAUGAAGGCAGAAGAAGCAUACUUAUAAAAUCAUGCUUAUAAUUCUUUAGUGAAUCUAGUUGGCAACAUUUUGUAGCUGUAUUGUUGCAAGCUAUCUUUACUGCAAAGUAUGAUGGAUUUUGACCAAAGAGAGUGCCUUACAUAAAAUAGCCGUUGGAAAUGUUACUCAAAUUAAUGCAAUUUUACUUAUGUGAUGGAAUUGAGUGUCAAGAAUUAGACAAUAGACAAAUGUUGUUUGUGCUUCAAAAUCAGAUGAUACUGUCAUGUUAUCCACAAGGUUUAUUGUUGUACUGGGUUUUUUCUGGGUUUAAUAAAUCUAUAUUCUUGCCAAGCAAAAUAGUUUGACUUUUUUUU